Molecule: messenger RNA, 4566 nt
Organism: Salvelinus sp. IW2-2015
Lineage: Eukaryota; Metazoa; Chordata; Actinopteri; Salmoniformes; Salmonidae
Product: forkhead box protein N3-like
Biological process (GO): regulation of DNA-templated transcription
Cellular component (GO): nucleus
Molecular function (GO): DNA-binding transcription factor activity; cis-regulatory region sequence-specific DNA binding
Source: RefSeq, a predicted model, not a curated record
AUGAGGGUGGUGGAGGAGGGUGAUGAGGAGGUGUGGAGGGGGGUGCAUGAGGAGGUGGUGGAGCGGGGUCAUGAGGAGGUGGUGAGGGGGGUGAUGAUGAGUGGGAGGGGGUGCAUCGAGGAGGUGUGGAGCGGGUGCAUGAGAAGUGUCCGUAGGAAGAGAAGUCACAUGGGCAUCGGGGCGAGGGGAGAGAGGAGGGCAAGGAGAGGGGGGAUAGGGGUGACCAUCAGGCGUCCUGCAGGGGGAGACAGAGCGGCAAGCCCCGAGUGGGAGAAGCUGUUGAGGGAAGGUUGGUGCUCUCGGCUGGAGCCAGGAGAGGCUGGGGAGCCUCUCGUCCUCGCGGCCUUGGCAGGGAAGGAGAGCGGACAGGCGACAGGUCUCUUUGCCUCACGGCCUCCCUGUAGAAAGGACUCAGACCCGCGGUGGGCUACCCAAUCCGCUAGUAUAGGUAAAGGCUCGUUGUGGUCCAUAGAUCCAGAAUACAGACACAACCUGAUCCAGGCCUUGAAGAAGACCCCGUACCACCCCUACUCCCCGGGACUGGUUACCCCCUUCACCUCUUCUCCCACCUCUCCUCAGGCAUAUCACAGUCCUAUACUUUGGCCAAGGAGUCCCUUCUUCAGAAAGAAUGGAGUUCUCUUACAAGUUUCUCAAGGYGUGAUCCAAAAUGGGGCCUGCGUCAGGAGCCAUUGUCUGUUUCCUGUCAUCCGACCCCUACCCAUUAGCCCCGUGGGCAGAAGGCCCACUGCGAUAAGGUCAGCUCUGGGGGACUACCUGACCCCCUGUGACUACCCCUCCCACCCUCCCAGCGACGACCUCCAGGAGGACCACAACUACAGCAAUGCCAAAUCCCCCAGCAUGCCCUGCUCUUCCCAGGGGCCCUCCGUGUCCGACGAAGACGAUGACAUCAUUGCAGUGGAGGUGGGAGUCCACCGAGGGGUCAAAUCCGAACCUAAAGAAGUCCCACUGGACUCUGCCUCCGUCUCCUUCCUAUCCCAGCAUGCCCGGCGACGGGGACUGCCCUGGACCAAAAACCGCCUGCGGGCCCUGGGUGACACGCUGCCGCUGAAGAAGCGCCGCUCGGCAGCAUCCGCGGAGAAGCCGCCGUUGGAGAGCGAUGAUGAGGAGAUGAAGGAGGCGGCUGGGUCGUUGCUCCACCUGGCAGGCGUCAGGGCUUGCCUCAACAACAUCACAAACCGAGCCAAGGCUGCUCAGAAAGAGAAGGAGCAGAAAGAGGCCCUCAGAAACUAACUAAUGCCAGGCCAUAGAGAGGCCUACACAUCAGGCCUGUAUACCUGGCCUAYACACCUGGCCAGCACACCUGGCCUACACACCUGGCCWRCACACCUGGCCWRCACACCUGGCCWRCACACAUAUCSCCAUGGCCUAGAAAGUAAUAGCUGAGACACGCCACAAAGACCAACGGCUAAAAGCAGCGGGUUGGCGUGGUGUGUUGCAAGGUGUGUUAGCAAUCACCUGCUGGGUGUUGACAAAUGGUGGAGAUUCAACGUAGAAACGUUGUGAAAUGAACAGAAAAGGACGGCAGAUAUUCUGGUCAGAGUAGAUAGGAAGGACACCAGCUGCUUCUAACCAUUGGUGGUGUGUUGUGUCUCAGAUGCCUGAUUCCCACUAUAGACCCAAACUAAAGCCUAUACUGKGCUGGCUCUGAACAUUUAUUUUCAGAUURUCCUUUCCAGCAUGGUUCCAGCAGCAACUAUGGUGGAUGAGGGUAACCAGGCCAGGAAGCUCCAGUACAUCUYGGCUUGGCUCAGCUCAACUUUGGCUUCCAUAGUGUGAACAGGGUAUAUGGACAGGCCUGAGCACAGAGGCCUUCAGUAGGACUACACGCCAGGUCUACACACUGACCUAUCAACCACCAACGGGCCAAGACAUAGAACUCUAUUCAAGCAUUAGUCUCAAUAGACAUUACUUCAUCUAUCUAUCUCUCUCUAGAUUUCUCUAGCUCUCUUUCUCUCCUCCAGGGGCAUUAGGAGAAUCCUACUUAUUUGUGGCAAUAUCAAAAAUCUCUGUUUUCCUAUACGUUUCCUAUAUGUUUCAACGCUAACUCUGAUGGGUAAUUGAUUCUYAUGUGUCUCUGUUGAUGUUUUUAUGUUGUGUAAAGGGGAUGCAAGCCAUAGAAAAAUAUGUUUUGUCACUAAUUAGGGAAAAACAUAGUAGAAAAUGUAAUGUUUGAAGAGAAUAGCUGACCGUUUUGUGUAAUCUGUAAGUGUCAGAGGUUACGUCUGUGAAUCUGUAGCAAAUGUCCAGUAAUGUAAGCAAGGAAGUUGAGCCAAUAAUACUUACAGUUUUAAAACUGUUAAAACUUGCUGCUGACACAUCCUACGCCCAUGAGCACAAAAUGUAAGACUGUGCCAAAGACAAGCGACCAGGUUGCCUGAUGUAGCCAAUCUGCGUACAAAGACAAAUAUAAAGGCAUAGCAACGUCAUAUAUGGUCAUGUAUGGCUCAGUUGGUAGAGCAUGGCCCUUGCACCACCAGGGUUGUGGAUUCAAUACCCGCAAAAAUUGUAUUCACACACGACUGUAAGUCGCUUUGGAUAAAAGCAUCUGCUCAAUGGYUAUUAUUACAUCAGAAGAUCUUCAGAGAAGAGACAGGAGAAUACCGUAAAUGUCUAAACAAUUGUAAAAAUCUGUUCUUAGAAAAUCAUGCAUGCACUUAAUUGACAUUAAUUACAGCAAUUUCUAUUACCAAUAGUAAAGACAUCAUGGAGAACGGGGCACGAUUCCUUUAAGAGCACUUUUUAAUAUUUAAGGAUAAUUGGAACUUUACUGUUACAAUGUUUUUGUUGUCAUGGUGAUGACUUAGUGCCAGGUCAGAGGUAAUAUAUCUCCUCCAUCUUGUGCUUGUUGCUCAWCUGCAUCUGAAAUGGCACCCUAUUCCCUUUAUAGUGCACUACUUUGUCCAGAGCGUCAUGGGCUCUAGCCAAAAGUAGUGCACUAUAUAGGGAAUAGGGUGCCAUUUCAGACACAUGUUUCACUUAGACUAUGUCCCUCAAACUCUUCCAGUGUUUCUCUUCUAUUAAAAAAGUGAAUGUCAGUUUAAAUAUACCCCAUGUUACGACACCUGCCUAUCAUUUAACAGACUCACAAAACCAUUUACAUAAAUUGUGGAUUUGUUGUCGUUUUAUCUCUGUUUGAAAUGUUUCCCAUUCUUGCUCUACCUACUCUCAUAAAAGUAUAAGCAAUUUGUCCAGUCUGGACAACUGUAAAAAGGUUAGAAAAUAUUUUAUUUUUCCUUUCUUAAUUGAAGCAAUUUGACCUGCAGGACUUUCUCAGUUAUAUUGCAUGGGUGCUUGUAAAUAAGAUACAAAAGUAAAUCAUUUUUUAUUCAAAGAUCAUGUAAUAUAAACAAUGUAUUUAGCAUGAAGCAUGACUUAUUUUCAUAUAAACUUAGAUCCUACAAGAGAAAACAAAGUUUUUGCAGACARUUCUUAUACCCUCAAUUUUGUUUAAUUUCAUUUAGAUUAUUUUUUGUAGUAAAUGAAUAUUGUAUUUCUUCAGAUGAGCAGGUUAAUAAAGACACAUCUUCUCCAGGGAGAAAUGUUAUGGGGAAAUCACUCUGCAAUUAUGAGGCCCUUCUACUCCGGGCUUUAGGUAUAACAGACCUGGGUUUAAAUACUGUUUGAAAGCUUUCAAAUACUUUGAACGACCUUGUGUGCCAGAUGGGCGGGGUUUGUACUUUGGGAUUUUUCUAUUUGUUCCAUUGAGGCAAGCUCUAUCAAGCACAGCCCAAGUAUUUUAAAUGAUGUCAAAUACUGUAGUGUUUAAACCCAUGUCUGUUAGGUAUGAGGCUAGAUUGAAAAGCCUCUAGUAUGGUUUUCAGUCUCAUGCCUCUUAAAAGAUAAAUAUGUCAAUGUUCUAGUGUUUUUCAGACGUUAUCAAUAGUGUGUGUUUGUGUGUGUGUGUGUGUGAGUGUUUGUGUGUGUCCAACAACCAUACACCCUUUAACAUUGUGCCUGUUCUCAAGGCUUUGUGUUCCGAUGUCUUUGAUUGACAUGAUUUUAUAUUGAACAGCACAUAUUUCUUUAUUUAUCACAGUAUUUUCUCAUUUUGUGAAUAUGUUACUAUUGGGUCCUAGUUUUCUCCUGGCAGAAACCUCAGUGUAAACUGACGGAGUAGAAGGAACUGUUUAACAUGGAAUUUAGAAUUCAUCAGAAUGUUCUGAACAAGUUCCACUGUUCUAAUUGGCUCCCUAGCCUACACCAGAUUAGCAUAGGCAAACAUUUUGUUCAAAGUUAUGUCAGAUACAAUAUAUUAAUGUAUGACUCAAUUGAGCCUGUUUUUAUGGAUUAUUUACUUUGGUAAAAUGACAGUACAAAGGAAAAGUAUUAUAUAAUGAGCGAUGUUUAAACCCUGCCAAUUGUUUAAGUUGAGUGAUUCAGUACAUUUAGCCCUGCCGUAGAAGAUUAGCGUAAGCUAUAAUGAGAAUACAUUAAAGCCUUAGUCAGUUCAUGCUCUGGUAUGUUGGUAUAUACAUGCAUACAUUUACAUUUGACCUUUAUUUAACUAGGCAAGUCAGUUAAGAACAAAUUCUUAUUUACAAUGAC